AGUAUAUAAAAAGACAGGCCUGUCAACGGAUCACGUUUUGUGGACACGAGCCUUGUCCACGCAAAAAGUUCUUCAGGAAAAAAUUCAAAAUGGAGGCCGCAAUAUUGACAACGUCCUAUUUUCAAUCAGCAGUUCUCUAUUCACUGGUUGCUAUCACUACGAUCUUGUUCACCAUUUACUUCUAUAUCGAAAGUUCACGGGCAGUUCGGUUAGCCCAUAAGUUACCAGGUCCGAAACCAAUUCCAAUAUUAGGAAAUGCAUUAAUUACUCUCGGUGUGCACCCGGAUGACAUGAUGGGCACGCUGAUAAAAAAUAAUGUCUACGGACCUGUCGUUCGCGCUUUCCUUGGUCGGAAAGUUGUGGUUGCCAUAUAUCAUCCUCGCGACGUUGAAGUUAUUCUAAGCAGCACGGUUCAUAUCAACAAAGCUCCAGAAUACAGGUUCUUCAAGCCAUGGCUGGGAGAUGGACUGUUGAUCAGUUCAGGUGAAAAAUGGAGAACGCACAGGAAGAUCAUAGCACCAACUUUCCAUCUGAACGUGUUAAAAUCAUUUGUUCCAUUGUUCUACGAAAACAGCAAAGACUUAGUGAUUCGUUUACGCGAUAUAGUGGGGAAAGAAUUCGAUUGUCACGACUAUAUGGGAGCAGUGACAGUUGAUAUUUUAUUGGAGACAGCGAUGGGACUAAGGGAGUCUGAGAAACAGAAAUCUGGAUAUGAAUACGCCGUGGCUGUGAUGAACAUGUGUGAUAUAAUUCACCGUCGCCAGUACAAUGCGAAUCUGCGAUUCGACACGCUCUUCAAUUUAUCAAAGUUUUCGGAAAUACAAAAAGAGCAACUCGGUAUCAUCCACAAUUUAACGUCGACUGUUAUUCGGAAGAAGAAGGAAGCAGCUUAUAAAAAAGUCUGCUCAGAAAUUGAAGACACUACAAAGUCGAACCAAAAUGCAAAUUUGAAUGAAAUCAAGCAGGAAGAUAAAUCCGGCGGCAUCAAGAAGGAAGAAACUACAAAACUACACUACGUCAGGGACGAUCUCGACGAAAUCGACGAGAAUGACGUCGGUGAGAAGAAGAGAUACGCCUUCUUGGAUCUUCUACUGGAGAUUAGAAAAACUGGCGCACCGUUAACUGACCAGGAAAUUAAGGAGGAGGUAGACACUAUAAUGUUUGAGGGGCACGAUACCACUGCUGCUGGUUCCAGCUUUGUUCUAUGCGUGCUCGGUAUUCAUCAAGAUGUCCAGCAACGAGUAUACGAGGAGCUAAAUCAGAUUUUCCAAGGAUCCAAUCGCCCUUGCACUUUCCAAGAUACUUUAGAAAUGAAAUACCUGGAACGAGUCAUCCUUGAAACUUUACGACUUUUCCCGCCGGUGCCUGCCAUUGCUAGACUACUCAAAGAAGACGUCAAAAUUGUUACGAACAACUACGUGUUACCAAAAGGUUGUACAGUAUUAAUUCCACAAUUCCUGAUACAUCGGUUAGAAGAAUUUUAUCCAAAUCCUGAUGAAUUUAACCCCGAUAACUUCUUACCGGAACGGAUGCAAAGUCGGCAUUAUUACGCCUUCGUUCCUUUCAGUGCUGGUCCAAGGUCGUGCGUGGGAAGGAAAUAUGCGAUGUUAAAGUUGAAGGUUUUAUUGUCGACAAUCCUGCGGAACUACAAGAUCCUGUCGGAUCUCACAGAAAAGGACUUCCGGCUGAAGGUUGAUAUUAUUCUCAAGAGGGUGGACGGCUUCCGAAUAAAAAUUGAGCCGCGAAACAAAGGCAAUUCAGGAGUUCGUAUUUGAGAUGGAGUCCUUUAAAACUCCAAAUGAUAUAUUCGUUAGUGGAUUGGUGGAUAUGCAAAUGAACAGAAUCGCAUUGUUUAGCGAUCUGAAUACCGUGCGAAGCAAGAUUUACCAUAGUUCCUAAUUUAUUUUUCAUAUUCUUAUCGAAUUCUGCAAAAUUUAUCUGGAUCUAUAUUAAUAAUUAAUGUUUAAAGCUUAUGUCGUCUAAGACAUAAAAUAUGUAUGUUACACUGCUACGUAAUUAUUGAAAUAUAUUUGUGUGUGAUACUUGUAUAAUACUAAAUAAAUUGCUUUUAUUAUCUUAA
Megalopta genalis is the source of this 2080-nucleotide messenger RNA. Its product is annotated as cytochrome P450 4g15. NCBI's taxonomy places the organism in Eukaryota, Metazoa, Arthropoda, Insecta, Hymenoptera, Halictidae. Gene Ontology annotation, molecular function: oxidoreductase activity, acting on paired donors, with incorporation or reduction of molecular oxygen; heme binding; monooxygenase activity. The record is from RefSeq and is a predicted model, not a curated record.